Messenger RNA from Cynocephalus volans (Philippine flying lemur), 1849 nucleotides. It is a transcript of the gene HOXD9, whose product is annotated as homeobox D9. Lineage: Eukaryota; Metazoa; Chordata; Mammalia; Dermoptera; Cynocephalidae. Gene Ontology annotation, molecular function: DNA-binding transcription factor activity, RNA polymerase II-specific; RNA polymerase II cis-regulatory region sequence-specific DNA binding. Gene Ontology annotation, biological process: embryonic skeletal system morphogenesis; regulation of transcription by RNA polymerase II; anterior/posterior pattern specification. Bases 120 to 1130 code for a protein of 336 amino acids. Gene Ontology annotation, cellular component: nucleus. The transcript has 2 exons. The record is from RefSeq and is a predicted model, not a curated record.
GGCCGCGCGACCAAUGGUGGAAGCUGCAGCCUGCGAACUAGUCGGUGGCUCCGGCGCCGGCGGGGAGCGGCUCGGCGGCGGGCAGUGUAACCUUGGGUGGGAGCGCGCGGCGCCUCAGAAUGUCCUCCAGUGGCACCCUCAGCAACUACUACGUGGACUCGCUAAUAGGCCAUGAGGGCGACGAGGUGUUCGCGGCGCGCUUCGGCCCGCCGGGGCCCGGCGCUCAGGGCCGGCCUGCAGGUGUGGCGGACAGCCCGGCCGCCGCCGCCGCCGAGUUCGCCUCGUGUAGUUUUGCCCCCAAAUCGGCCGUGUUCUCCGCCUCGUGGUCCGCGGUCCCCGCCCAGCCCCAGGCGGCGGCGGCGAUGAGCGGCCUCUACCACCCGUACGUGCCCCCGCCGCCCCUGGCAGCCGCCGCCUCCGAGCCCGGCCGCUACGUGCGCUCCUGGAUGGAGCCGUUGCCCGGCUUCCCAGGCGGUGCGGGCGGCGGCGGCGGCGGCGGCGGCGGCCCGGGCCCCGGUCCCAGCCCCAGCGGCUCAGCCAACGGGCGCCACUACGGGAUUAAGCCUGAAACCGGAGCGGCCCCGGCCCCCGCCGCCGCCGCCUCCACCUCCUCCACAACUUCCUCGUCCUCUUCCUCCAAACGGACUGAGUGCUCCGCGGCUCGGGAGUCCCAGGGGAGCGGCGGCCGCGAGUUCUCGUGCAACUCGUUCCUGCCGGACAAGGCGGCGGCGGCGGGGGGAACCGGGCCCGGGGCGGGAAUCGGGGCCGGCCCCGGGGCGGGCGGCUCGUCGGAGCCCUCGGCUUGCAGCGACCACCCGAGCCCGGGCUGCCCGCUGAAGGAGGAGGAGAAGCAGCAUCCGCAGCCGCCGCCGCAGCAACUUGACCCAAACAACCCCGCGGCGAACUGGAUCCACGCUCGCUCCACCCGGAAAAAGCGCUGUCCCUACACCAAAUACCAGACGCUUGAGCUGGAGAAGGAAUUCCUCUUCAACAUGUACCUCACCCGGGACCGGCGCUACGAGGUGGCCAGGAUUCUGAACCUCACAGAGAGACAGGUCAAAAUCUGGUUUCAGAACCGUAGGAUGAAAAUGAAAAAGAUGAGCAAGGAGAAAUGCCCCAAAGGAGACUGACCCGGCGUGGUGCUGGCGACAGCGCUUAAAGGCGGCGGCGGGGCUUUCCUUUGUGGGUGCUUGAUUUCCAGAAACUCUCCAGCGACUCGGACUUUUAUUUUUAUUUUUUCUUUUUUAGGUAGCGGUGACUGUGUGAUUGGUCUCUGUGAGGUAUUUGGGGGACUCUGUAUUUGCUCGCUUACGUGUUGGAGAAACCAGUGGCUUUGGGGUUCGCCCUAUCCCACUCCCUCCCUUUUCUGCUCCGUUGGUUCCUUAGGAAAUGCUAUAUUUUGUGAGUGCACGCUGGCUUGAGGAGGCCUCUUCUGUGUAAAUGUCCCCCAUGUUUCUGAAAAGUGCUGUAGCUUAGCCCCCUAGCGCUGCCCAAACAGGGGCCAAGCGCGCCCCAAUUCUGAGAAUGAAGGCAGAGCAAUGACACUGCAGACACGGCAGCUGCUGGCCCAGGCCAAAGCCGGGCCGGUUGCCCACCGUUCGCGAAAGCCCCCUUUCCUCAGGGAGCCUGCGGGCCCUCGGCUGGAGAGAUCUCGAGUGAGGCCUAGAGAGGGGCCCAGGGCCUCGGGUGGGGAUUUGUUCUCACUGCAUUGGAGGAGCUGCUCUAACUCCAGGAGGCUGGGCCCCCAUGGGCGGCUGCGGGUGAUGGCCCUCCCUGUUCCUGCUUGAGGACCAGUUGUAAAUGUUACCGCUUCCUACCAAUAAAUGCUGACCUGAUCAAACGGAGCCCA